AUGCCUAUUCCACCGAAAAUUCCAUUCAUCGAUGAGAUGUCAGUUUUUAUGCACAAAUACAUCAAGCAGAUCAUCAAUGUUUUGGGGGACGGUAAUUGUGGUUACCAGGCCGUCUCAGCUUUGCUUGGUAAUGGAGAGGAUAGCCAUACUCUUAUCCGUCAUCAACUUAUCCAAGAGUUCAAGACGCAUAAAGACUCGUACACACAGUUAUAUGGAGAGGAAGUUAAUUUUGAAGCGGUUUACGAUGCUAUAGUUCCUUGGUUGGGCGCUUACGCACCAGUGUCAAAAUGGAUGAGAUUCCCGGAAAUGAGACAUCUUAUUGCAUGUGCAUAUAAUAAGAUGGUUCGCAAAAUCGAGACAUUUUGUAGAAGUUUACUUGAAACUGGAUGCCCCAUACCACCUACGCCACUGGAAUGGACGCUUCAUCAUACCGCAGAUGCCGAGAUGUGGUCAAAUCUUUUUGUUGAUAUAAUGUACGAAUUCGAAAGAUUAAACAACAUCGAAAAGGAAUCGAAUGCGGAAAAGUCAAAAUUGGAACCACCAAUAGAUUUAGCUGGCGACAGUACUUUUGAUUUGUUUUGA
Messenger RNA from Vicia villosa (hairy vetch), 582 nucleotides. RefSeq lists its product as uncharacterized. Bases 1 to 582 code for a protein of 193 amino acids. The transcript has 2 exons. NCBI's taxonomy places the organism in Eukaryota, Viridiplantae, Streptophyta, Magnoliopsida, Fabales, Fabaceae. The record is from RefSeq and is a predicted model, not a curated record.